AUGCAGAACCACAGCUUCCGAACGCCUUUCCAGCUGCUUCAUCAGUGGCUGCGAGACAACAACAGAGACAUAGGCUACCAGCAAGACCAGCCUGACAUCACGUUUCUCAAGGCAUACGGCUGCAGAGCCUAUCCCUUGACACCCCAGGCCAUUCAGAACAGACAGAAGAAGGACCUAAAGACCGACCCUCACACAGAAAUCGGUUAUCUCGUUGGAUAUGAUUCCACGAACAUUUUCAGGAUCUGGAUUCCGUCCACAUCAGAAGUCCGAAGGGUCCGAGAUGUGACCUUCAAUGAAAGCAUCUUCUAUGACGGAAAUGAUCAGCCACCAGAACCUAUCCCGCAGCGCGUGGAAGUACAGCUUCCAGCCCACAUCGAGGACGAGUCGGAUUACGAGGAAAUCCCCACUCAAAUCGAUGAACCUGAACCUGACCCCGUUGAGCAAUCUCCUCAACCUCAGACCAAGGAGACGCCACCACGAUUGUGGUACAACCCGAACCAUCUGAUCAUGAGGACUCGGAUGAUCAGGAUGAGUUUCAUGACAUUCAGCACCCAUAUCCGACACCGGACCCCGGUCCGAGUGACUCUCAGCCACGGCGCUCAGCCCGCACUCCAAAGCCUCAGAAGAAAACUUCACAGACGACACCUUCCUCCCGAACCUACGACGUAUAAGGAACUUCGCACCCACAGAUUUGGUCCUCAGUUCAGAGAAGGAGCCCACGCCGAGUGGAAAGCACUCCAACAGAGAGGAACCUUCAGAGCGGUCCCCAGAGACCAGGUCACGGGCAAGCUUUUGCCACUUACCUGGGUCUUUAAGUAUAAGUUCGACAAGCAUGGCUUUCUUACAAAGUUCAAAGCCCGUCUUUGUGUUCGAGGAGAUCUUCAACAGCUAGGUGACAAGGACACCUAUGCAGCAACCCUUGCAGGACGUUCUUUCCGGAUUCUCAUGGCCAUCACCGCCAAAUUCGACCUUGAGACCCGACAGCUCGACGCAGUUAAUGCCUUCACAAACGCCCUCUUAGAAGACGAGGAGGAGGUCUAUAAGGAACUCACUGCUGCAUUCAGAGAGCUUGGUCUUACACAGUGUCCCGACGAACCCUGCAUCUUCCAGAACGACUGGCUCACUGUUUUCUUCUUCGUUGACGAUAUUGUUUUCCUCUAUCGCAAGGAAAACGAGGACGCAGCUGAUGAGAUGGUUGCAGCCCUCAAGAGGAAGUACGCGAUGACAGACCAAGGGAAUUACAAUGGUUCCUUGGUAUCAGAGUCCUACGUGACAGACCCAACAGGAAGCUUUGGCUAUGCCAAGACUCCUACAUUGAAAGGAUGGUUCAACGGUUCGACCUUCAACGGCGUGACCACUUCAGAGGAGCCCUUUCCCGUGCAACGAAGUCCAGCCGCACACAGGGCGGGCUUCUCCAGACCAAAUUCAGCUAUACCAGAGCAAAGUUGGAUCACUGACCUACGCCGCAGCUAUCACCCGCUCGGACAUAGCCAAGCCAGCGUCUAA
This is a messenger RNA of Hirsutella rhossiliensis, 1506 nucleotides long. Its product is annotated as reverse transcriptase (RNA-dependent DNA polymerase) domain-containing protein. The transcript has 3 exons. The coding region runs from base 1 to 1506 and encodes 501 amino acids. The record is from RefSeq and is a predicted model, not a curated record. NCBI's taxonomy places the organism in Eukaryota, Fungi, Ascomycota, Sordariomycetes, Hypocreales, Ophiocordycipitaceae.